Naegleria fowleri is the source of this 2139-nucleotide messenger RNA. RefSeq lists its product as uncharacterized. Gene Ontology annotation, cellular component: membrane. The transcript is spliced from 2 exons. Gene Ontology annotation, biological process: glycosaminoglycan metabolic process; carbohydrate metabolic process. Lineage: Eukaryota; Heterolobosea; Eutetramitea; Acrasida; Naegleriidae. The record is from RefSeq and is a predicted model, not a curated record. Gene Ontology annotation, molecular function: beta-N-acetylhexosaminidase activity. The coding region runs from base 1 to 2139 and encodes 712 amino acids.
AUGAAUGACAUUCCGAUUCUCGAACUCGAACAACAAACAGAAGUCGAUGAUUAUUCAAAGAAAUCUCUACUGCAAGGCUAUGAACUAGUUAUGGAUCUGAAUAUUCAAGAUCAAGCCUGGAGAAUUGAAAUAUCAUCAUUUCCAAAACUUACUGAAAUUGGAGCUUGGAGAAAGUUGAGAAAGGAUGAACAAGACCUUGUUGUUGGAAAUGAUAAACUUUAUGGUGGUUUUUACAGUACGAGCGACAUUUCCUUUCUAGUCGAGUAUUGUCACUCGAAAGGUAUUUUAAUUGUCCCAGAAAUUGAGCUACCUGGACACUCUUCUGCUGCUGUCAUUGCUUACCCAGAAUGGUUGACCUGUGAAGAUUCAGAAAGUGGUGUCAAAAUAUUUACUCCUGAAAUGACUCCACCCAAUGAAUGGGGAAUAUUUAAUGAUGUGUAUUGUGCAGGAAAAGAAAGCACUUUUCAAUUUUUAGAAACCGUUCUUGACCAAGUCAUUCAACUCUUUCCACAUUCUCCCAUCAUUCACAUUGGUGGAGAUGAGGUUCCAGAGUCGGCCUCUUGGAUGCAUUGCUCCAAAUGCCAACAACUUGCCAAACGCAACGAAGAAUAUUCAUGUAAGAUUGAAGAAAUAUCACUCUUCAAACAGCAACAACUCUACUCUUAUUUCAUUCAUAGAAUUUAUACAUUUUUACAAUCGAAGGGAAAAUGUAUGGUUGGUUGGGAUGAGGUGUUCAUGUCAAACUCUACUGGAAGAAAGGACAACAUGUCAUCCAAAGACAACUUAAUCAUCCAGUCAUGGAGAGGUACAGAAGGAGCACAACGAGCGAUUCAGAAUCAAAUUCAUACCAUACUUUCUCCAACGAGUCAUUGCUAUUUCGAUUAUGGAAUUGAGAUCAUCCCUUUGAAGAAAGUACUAUCGUUUAAUCCUUUCAAAUUGUGUGAAUUGGAUAUGAAGCAUGUGGAUGAAACAACUGCAGCUUUUAUUCUUGGAGGUGAAUGUAAUUGUUGGACGGAGAGAAUGCAAACCAAAGAAAAACUGCAACAAAUGAUCUUUCCACGAGUGUUGGCCAUGAGUGAGGCAUUAUGGUGUGAGGCAUCAUGGAUGAAGCAGGAGGACAUCUCUAAGGAUGGUCAUUAUUAUGUAUUUUUAGAUCGAUGUCAACGACAUUAUGGAACUAUUUUGAAACAUCUCCGAAUUGGAAAGGAAUGUUAUCCAUUGGAAUGUUUCGUAGAUGAAAAGAAUCAGGAUGUGAUACAUCUGGUAAAGGUGGAUGAUCAAGACGAAAAGCAAGAAAUUUAUUUCUUUAUUCCUGGAAUAACAAACGAAUAUGUGAAAUAUGAGAAUAUUUCUCCACAAUCAAUAUUGCAUUCACACGCGAAUCGUGGGGAAGUGCAACUUUACACCCAAGUCAUUCGAAACUCUCUCAUCUAUGGUAUGAAACAAGUAUUUCAUCUGGUUUUUCAUAAUGCCUUAUUUUGUCAAGUGAGGGCCAUCAUUGAGCUCAAUGAUAAUGGAUCGAGAUGUGACUAUGACUCGUAUGUGCUUGAAACAACAAACAAAAACAGAUAUUCUGGGGAUACAAUGCUUGGAUUGAGAACUCUUGUGAAUGGUGUCAGAGGAGAUCCUUUGUGCUUUCAUUCCAAAGAAUGGAUUGGUUUUGAAGGAACUCCACGUGUUGAAAUCAUCUGCAGCAAAUGGCGCACUGAACUCUCUUCCUUGUCACGCCUUUCCAUUGGAUGCCUUCACAAGCCAAGAUCAUGGAUUUUUAUGCCUAAGAAAAUCUCUUUUUAUUAUGAAAGUACGUACGAUCAAGAAACUACAAAUCAAGACUCUGAGAAAUGGAUCUUUCUUGGUGAGAUUUCUUGUUGGGAUCCAUCAUUCAUACAGGAACACUUGCAAGUCACACCUGAAAUGUUGCGUGAUGAGGAACAAACGUUUCGAUUUGACUUUGUUCUUUCCAACAUUCAUCCAACUAGUUGCUCUGAAUGCUUGACUCGUCGUUCUGGUGGUAAUAACAUUCAUUCCAUUAAGGUGGUCGUUGAGUCAUACCAUCAUGCCACCACUCCAACGUGGCAUCAUUCUCAAGGUGGAAAACCAAGUUGGUUCUUCCUCGAUCAGAUCAUUGUGAAUUCAUGA